Gambusia affinis (western mosquitofish) is the source of this 2379-nucleotide messenger RNA. RefSeq names its product G protein-coupled receptor 183a (gene gpr183a). Gene Ontology annotation, molecular function: oxysterol binding; G protein-coupled receptor activity. Gene Ontology annotation, biological process: G protein-coupled receptor signaling pathway. The record is from RefSeq and is a predicted model, not a curated record. The transcript is spliced from 2 exons. Gene Ontology annotation, cellular component: membrane. Bases 1047 to 2207 code for a protein of 386 amino acids. Lineage: Eukaryota; Metazoa; Chordata; Actinopteri; Cyprinodontiformes; Poeciliidae.
UACUGUAUUCACUUCGACGGGAAUCUACUGUCAGAAUAAGUUGCAGUACAAAUCACGUGAAUUUACAGUAAAAUGCUCUCUGUGGCUGCCAGUACUUUACUAUAAAUUUACAGGAUCAUUUAUUAGCGCGUAACAGAAGAGAGGGUUACACAUGGUUCAAGUUUAUUUUACCAAGAAUGUCAUAUAUGUUCAUAAAAACAACAUAUAGAAGGGGAAUUAAUUAUUUCAUAGCCACUGGGAGAAAAGCUGAUUUGUCUUUGAUUAUCCAAUUCAGCUCAAGACAUCAAAACAAAGGUAGUCUGCUUCUGAAGUAAGUAACGGGGACUUCCCUAUUUUCUCACGUAGGCCUAUAUAAGAGGAACACUACAUUUCAAGUUAGUAUGUUAUAACAGGUUGUUGUGGUAGAGUUGUAAAAUAAUGUUGUAAAAUCAGUACAUCAACUUAAAAGAACGCACUGUUCUAAAAGAAACCAGACAUUACUUUUUUAAAAAAAAACCAACUAAUUCGGACAGAGUCAGCAUCCUGACUGAAGCCACAUCCUCCUCUUAGUGAACACAUGGCACGCCACACUGUACGAUACCCAGACUGUCUCUUCUCCAGACGUGGAUCGAUGACUGACAAGUUCUUGAAGCCACGUGGAAGAGUGUAGCGUCAUCGGGCUUUUUCUUCAGUCUCCUUCGGGGUUUUAUCUAUAAGGGAGGGGAUAUAGCAUCACUCAAAACCCUCGCAAAAGUGAAAGAGGUGGAGAACGAGAGACAGAGCGCGAGAGAGAAAAAAAGAGAGAGAGCGAGAGAGACAGACAGACAGACAUACGGAGAGAGAUCCACUACAGGAUAUUUUGACACUAUGGUUAGUGGCAGCAGAUAUCAAUCUUGAUUUCUGAAUGUCAGGCUGUUUCCACACCAGCGAGUGAGAUCUGCUGCGCUGUUGGGCAACUAAUUGAAGCUGAACAACGUCGGACAAACAUCCAGUGGCUCGAUGUGAGUUCAGUGCUCCUGGACAGCAGAAGUUUCCAUCUGUGAGUAACCGGUUCCUGUAGCUUGCAGAUGGGUUCUGCAUCUGCACCUGCAAGCAUGGCCGUCGUAACCAACAGCACAUGUGACACCCUGUAUGACCACAGGAAAUACGCCCGGGUCCUCAUACCUAUUUUCUACUGUGUUGUUUUCACUGUUGGGUUGCUUGGCAACGCCCUUGCCCUCCACGUUAUCCGGAUAAACCUGAAGAAAAUGAACUCCACCACAUUGUACUCGCUCAACCUAGUCAUCUCUGACAUCCUCUUCACUCUCUCUUUGCCUCUGAGGAUCGUAUACUAUGCUCAGGGUUUCCACUGGUCUCUAGGUGAGGCGCUCUGUAAGAUAACAGGCUUUUUGUUCUACAUCAACACCUACGCAGGGGUCAAUUUCAUGACUUGCCUCAGUGUGGACCGCUUCAUCGCCGUGGUCUUGCCUCUUCGCUUCGCCAAAUUCAGGAAAGUCAGUAACGUCCGCUACAUCUGUAUUGGCGUGUGGAUGUUGGUUCUGGCGCAGACCCUCCCCCUACUAGGAAUGGACAUGACAAACAGGGAGCCACAAAACUUCACCACCUGCAUGGAAUACCCCAACUUUGAAAAGGUGGAUUAUAUUGAAACCAUCCUGAUUGGUGCAGUCAUUUUGGGCUUUUUCAUCCCUGUGGUCACCAUACUGGUCUGCUACUCCAUCCUAAGCUCCAAGCUGCAUCUCACAGCCAAGAACAACCACCUGACAGAAAAAUACGGCCGCAGUCGCAAGGCCAUCGGCGUGAUCUGCUGCGUGUCUGUGGUGUUCGUUGUCUGCUACAGCCCCUACCACAUUGACAUCUUUCAGUACAUGAUUCGCAAGCUGGUAUCCAACCCCGAUUGUGCGGACCUCACGGCCUUUCAAGUGUCGCUGCACAUCACGGUCUGUCUGAUGAACUUCAACUCCUGCUUGGAUCCGUUCAUUUACUUCUUCGCCUGCAAGGGAUACAAAAGAAAACUUCUGAAGCUGCUGAAGAGGCAGGUCAGCAUUUCCUUUUCCAGUGCAGUCAGGACGUCGCCCGAAGGUUCCUCAAAGGACUUCAUCGACGGGCACAAGAUGCAACACAACAGCGAGAGGCUCUUGGAAAGGAAAUCGCAUGAGAAUGACCAAAGUGGGGAACCGAGGCAAAAUGACAGCACAUACAGAAUCUCUUUCCACAUGAACAGUACCUAAAAUAUACCCCUGAUGGACAACGGGAGGCUUUUGAACCAAUGUGAGACACAUUCUUUAGUACAUUUUUCAAGAACAAUUACUGCCUGUUAAUUUAAAACAGAAUAUAGUGAGUAUGAAAUAUACUGUAUCUAUACUGUGUUUUCCUAUGAAAUUAGGGAUUAAUUUGACAAUA